Molecule: messenger RNA, 2095 nt
Organism: Ceutorhynchus assimilis (cabbage seed weevil)
Lineage: Eukaryota; Metazoa; Arthropoda; Insecta; Coleoptera; Curculionidae
Source: the annotation of a GenBank genome assembly
AAGUAAUUGUGGAGCACUCCUGAGCUGCUCAGGAGUAACUCAAAUGGGUCACUGGAAAGCACCUCUGGACAGGUGGUGUAUUAUCGAUAAAUGAUGAUGGGUUGGAAGCAUCGAUAUUUCGAUAGUCAAAACUAUCGAUAGUUCUCCAACACUCCUAUUUUCUGGGGUUAGGAAAGUUCUCUCUCAUAAUAAGUAUUUACUUUUUUUUCGUUUUUUUAUUCUUAUAAAUAGAAAAUAAAAAUUAUUAAAGUAAAGAACAUUUUGUUUUUCAAUCCUUUUUUGUUGAAUUUAAACCAACCUAGAUAUUUCAUUGUAUGCCAGAUAUAAAAAAAGAGUAGUUUUUUCUGCAUCUGCUUGCAACUGGUAGGUAUGUGAGGAGGAUUCAAAUAAAAAGAAAACAAGUGAAUAUCAAACUAUUAUGGCAAACACUGCUGGGAGCGUCAAAGAAAUUUGUGAUAAUGUCGCUUUAGCAAGAGAAUUAACUGUGCUGGGAAGCUACGAAAAUGCUAUUAUCUACUAUCAAGGAUCCCUUCAACUCAUGUCGAAAUUUAUUUCUCAAAUAUCUGAUCCUAUAAGAAAAGAUAAAUGGCAACAAAUGAAAAUUAAAGUCAGCCAAGAAUACAGCGAGCUGAACGAUUUAAAAGUUAUAUUGGAUACAUUUAAACUAGAAUGCAGUGGCGAUGUACCUAUCGGAGCAAGAAAAAGAGAUUUACCACCCGAUUCAACUAGUUUAGAUUUGGGUAUCUCAAAGGAUCCAGAUGUUUGGCCAGCUCCAACACCUGUUGACCAUGGAAAUUUUGCAAAAUCGAAAUUUAACAAACCGGCAAAUACAAGAAAAUCUGAAAUAAAAAAAGGCCAAACCAGUGCAAGAGUAAGUUCAUCUACUGCAGCUAGAAAAUCGGAAGGACCAAAGAGCAGUGGCAGAAAUAAUAGAAAAGAAGACAGACCUUCUAGUUCAAAAUCAGAAAGAAAUGCAGAAGGUACCACUGAUUCAGAUCCAACAAUAAAAUCCGAAAUUAAAGAAGAAUCGCCUGAAGAAAAGAAAUUUGAAUGUAACGGCAUGGAAAGAGACUUAGCUGAUAUUUUAGAAAGAGAUAUAGUACAAAAAAAUCCUAAUAUAAGAUGGGACGAUAUUGCAGAUUUACAUGAAGCCAAAAGAUUAUUGGAAGAAGCCGUAGUGUUACCUAUGUGGAUGCCUGAAUUUUUCACUGGUAUUCGAAGGCCUUGGAAAGGUGUGUUGAUGGUCGGACCACCAGGUACUGGUAAAACUAUGUUGGCCAAAGCUGUGGCCACAGAAUGUGGAACAACUUUUUUUAAUGUAUCUUCUUCAACUUUGACAUCUAAAUAUAGAGGAGAAUCUGAAAAGAUGGUCAGGCUUCUUUUUGAAAUGGCUCAUUUUUAUGCUCCCAGCACUAUUUUUAUAGAUGAAAUCGAUUCGCUAUGUUCCAGAAGAGGUUCAGAAUCAGAACACGAAGCAUCCAGAAGAGUUAAAUCCGAAUUACUUGUACAAAUGGAUGGGAUUACAGCAAACUCUGGCGAACCGGGCAAGAUUGUUAUGGUUCUCGCAGCUACAAAUUUUCCUUGGGACAUCGAUGAAGCCUUGAGACGAAGACUAGAAAAAAGAAUUUAUAUACCGUUGCCAACUCGACAAGGUAGAGAGGCGCUAUUGAAAAUUAACUUGAAAGAAGUUAAGUUGGAUCCUGAUGUAGAUCUUACAAGAAUUGCCUGUAAAUUGGAUGGAUAUUCGGGCGCUGAUGUCACUAAUGUUUGCCGUGACGCUUCGAUGAUGUCAAUGAGACGGAAAAUAUGUGGAUUAAGGCCUGAUCAAAUCAAGCAGCUACCGAGAGAAGAAUUAGAUCUGCCUGUAACUGCAAAGGAUUUCCAUGAAGCUAUUGCUAAAAAUAAUAAAAGUGUCUCAAAAGAAGAUUUAAACAAAUUUGAAAAAUGGAUGAAUGAAUUUGGUUCCUCUUGAUAAUGUUGCUAAUAAUAGGCCUUUUCUACAUUUAUAUUCUAAUCCCUAAGUUGUCAAUAUAAUUUUUAUAUAAAUAAACUCCCUACAGGGCAUACUUAAUAAUAAACGAUGUUUACCAAUUUA